UGGGUUGUGGACGACGACAUGUCAUCGCUUGGAUGGGUGUUGAUUCUCAUCGUCGAACUUCUCCUAAAAUAUACCGUCUUUUUCCUAUUUCACUCUCUCUCAUCUUAGGAACUGGCCCUCCUGAGAUAGCAAGGCUGCUCAUCGUCGUCGCUCGUUUCCUUUGGUUUGCAGGGGAGGCGGUCUCACCGACUUUGACUCAGGUUCACACUCACAACUCACUCUCGCUCACUCAACAAACUCAGAUUGAUCUAUCACCGCGGCAGAGAGUUGGCAUAAUAAUCGGCCAUCACAGAUUUUUGCUCCACGACAUCUCGGUACAUCCUACAGUACGCAAAAUGGCUUCCCCUAGGUCAUCCUCAUCAUCCUUCUUCUCCCCCGCCAACUCCAGCACCAACCUCAGCAGCGGUGCGGGCAUCAUCAGCAUCGCCCCUUCGCCCAGGAUUGUGGUUGGGUCGGAGCACACGGUCGAAUCCACCAGGAAACGUCUCACCUCCCUGCCGGCGAUCAAGAGGGCGAACCUCAUUGCUGAAUUCACCGCCCUCAAACACUGCCCACCCCCGGGGAUAAUCGUCUCCCUGCCCCCAUCCCCCCACAGCCCCGACUACCCCACCCUCUGGUCGGGCGUUCUUUUUGUCAGGAAAGGGCCUUACGCCACGGCUAUCUUGCGGUUUCAGAUCUCUUUCCCGGAUGAUUACCCUGACUCUGCACCGCUGGUGACGUUCUCGACGGACAUUUUCCACCCGUUGAUCAGCCCGCUGACGACGUACGUCGGUGAGGAGAGUGGGAAGAAGGGGGGUGUGAGGCUGCCUCCUGGGGGUUUUGGACUGUCGCAUGGGUUUCCGGAGUGGUUUGCCGAGCGGGAGGAGGGAGAUGGGAUGGGGGGUGCAUUUGUUGUGGGUGGGAAGGGGAAACGGGGACGGGGGGAGAGAAAGGUUAGCACCUGGGAGGUGUUGAGGUAUAUUAGGAGUACGUUUGAUGAUGAGAAGGUGUUGGAUGGGGUGCCGCUUGAGGCGGCGGGGAAUCCGGGGGCUUGGCAUGCUUGGAGGACGCAUAGACGGAUGCAGAAGGAGAAGGUGGAAAGGGAAAGGGAGAGGGAGCAGAGGGAGAAGGAGAGGAAGGAGGGGGAGGGGGAAGGGGAGGUAGUGGAAAAGGCGGAGACGGUGGUGAGUGAUGAUGGGAGGGGGAGCGUGGUUGAUGCUAGGACUAGUUCUGGGAGUUUGACUGUGCCGGCUACGCCCACGAGCAGCAGGAGACCGGAGGAGUGGAAUUGGGAAGGGGUUUGGGAGAGGAGGGUGAAGAGGGGGAUUGCGGCGAGUUUGUCGGAGAGUGUGCUGUUUGGGGGAGCUGGGGGGCCGGAUGAGGUAAUCAAUUUCUUGCCGAUGGACGAGGCUGAGGUUGAGGGGGUCAAGCAGAAUCUCCUGAGAACGCUUGGCGCCGUGGUUUAA
Messenger RNA from Podospora pseudocomata, 1445 nucleotides. RefSeq lists its product as uncharacterized. NCBI's taxonomy places the organism in Eukaryota, Fungi, Ascomycota, Sordariomycetes, Sordariales, Podosporaceae. The record is from RefSeq and is a predicted model, not a curated record. The coding region runs from base 33 to 1445 and encodes 470 amino acids. The transcript is spliced from 2 exons.